UCAACAUACCAGCUUGUUAUUGAAAAAAAAUUAUAAAACUGUAAACUACAUAAUUACAUUUUAAUGAAUGGACGGAUUGAAAAGAAUUGAAAAUGGCUUUGAGCCAAGCAAGUAAGAUAAAGAAAGCUGCCCGCAACUGGAAAGGAAGGAUUACACAAAUAUGAGCAAUAAAACUGAGGACCUUCCAGAAUUUCUUCCUUCUAGUAAAAAUAUAACCAUUAUCAUUACACUCACAACUUUAGUUCUCGUGACAAUUAUAGGAAACUUAAUAGUUUUGCUAGCUUUCAUAAAAGAAUCAAAGCUACGAAAGGAAGCUUUCAACUAUUUUAUAUUCAAUCUAGCAAUAACGGACUUUUUAGUAGCUAUAACAGCCAUGACAUUUUACACGAUAGAUACAGUUUUAGGAUACUGGCCUUUUGGACCAGCCAUGUGUGCCUUUUGGAUAUAUGCCGACUAUGCCAUGACUUUUGCCUCGGUAUUCACCUUGACCGCCAUUUCAAUUGACAGAUUCUGGUCGGUGACAUGGCCCAUCCAUUACCGAAAUAAUUCAACAAUUAAGAAGACGAUCAUUAUGAUAGCCAUUGUAUGGGUUUGUGUGUUUACGAUAUGGACUCCACCGUUCAUUGGAGAUAGACUGAAUCAUAACGAAGAAUAUUCAUGUAUUUGGGAACCAAAUGAAAACAGGGAGUUUAUAAUUGUAGUUGAUGUGAUCGGUCAUUAUUUACCAUGCUCCCUUAUGGUGAUUUCUUACAUCAAAGUUUUGGCUGUAAUGAGGAAAAGAGGAAAAAUUAAACCUAAGAACCACGUGAACGUCAGGUCUACCAGAAAUGAAGACUACACAAAUAACACCACAGUCAGCAGUAUCAAUAGUAAAAUACAAGAUCCCACGAUAAACACGCAAAAUAAAUUAUCAAACGAUACCACAAAGUCACAUGACAAAAACGUAACAAAUAACCAGAUUGUAUUUGUAAGCAGUUCACAAGAUUAUCGACCCCUUGCUUCAGAUCAGCAGACGUCAACGUCAUCAUCUCAAACUUCGCAGAGAAUGCAACGUGAAAAUCGAUGGACCAAUGAUACAAAAGACACCACAGAUGAAGUAAAGUAUAACAAAUCAGAGAGAAAAAUUUUCAUCACCUUGUCAUAUGUAGUUUUAAGUUAUCUUAUAUUUUGGUUUCCGUUUUAUGUCACCUGGGAUAUAUACGCGUUCCAUCCUGAUCUAGUACCACCGUUAUUAUAUACGGUGAUGUUUUGGAUGACAUACAUAAACUCGACCCUUAACCCUAUUAUCUAUGCUUAUACAAAUAAAGAUUUUCGCCGUUCAUUUUGGAAAAUAAUGAGAUGCAAGUUUUAA
This is a messenger RNA of Mytilus californianus (California mussel), 1351 nucleotides long. Its product is annotated as D(2) dopamine receptor-like. The transcript is spliced from 2 exons. Bases 161 to 1351 code for a protein of 396 amino acids. The record is from RefSeq and is a predicted model, not a curated record. Lineage: Eukaryota; Metazoa; Mollusca; Bivalvia; Mytilida; Mytilidae. Gene Ontology annotation, biological process: adenylate cyclase-activating adrenergic receptor signaling pathway. Gene Ontology annotation, molecular function: G protein-coupled acetylcholine receptor activity. Gene Ontology annotation, cellular component: plasma membrane.